AUGAAAACUAUUAUCGCUCCAGAAGUUGAUAUGCUGAUUGUUUCACGCAGUUCCAGAAAUUCCAGAAAAUCUAUCAUGAAUUUUGCACCUAAAAUUGGGCUAACUAUGGUUAAUUAUGCCAAAUUAGAUGACAUUGAUAAUUUCUACCUUGAUUGCCAAGAAUUUAGAGACUACUACCGCGAUCCAUAUAAUAAGAUUUCUAGACCGGAAGCAUUUAAGAAGCAUUAUGGAAAAUGUGGACGAAGAGAAAUUGAUAAAAACACAGUUUCAUUAAGUUUGCCGCCAACGUGGGUCCGUGAGAAACAACCUGUAGUAUAUCCCUUAAAAUAUGGAAGGAAGUUACGAUUGGAUGAAGGCAUAAUAUUAGGUGGGCAAUACGACCGCACAUCUUGUAUUAAAUAUAAACGUUGAAAAAUAAAUAUAAUAGAUAAACCAGGUAUGAAACAAGUUUCAUUUUUGAGCACAAAUAAGUUAAUAUUGUAAAUC
This is a messenger RNA of Bactrocera dorsalis (oriental fruit fly), 486 nucleotides long. RefSeq lists its product as uncharacterized. The coding region runs from base 1 to 411 and encodes 136 amino acids. The record is from RefSeq and is a predicted model, not a curated record. The transcript has a single exon. NCBI's taxonomy places the organism in Eukaryota, Metazoa, Arthropoda, Insecta, Diptera, Tephritidae.